UUUCCUGACUUUUUGUUUUCUAAUCAAAUCCCAUCUCCAUUUUUGACAACCCCUUUUUCUUCAUCUUCUUGAAAAUCAAUAUUUCUUUUCAGAUCAAAUUCCAACUUUGUAAAAGUCAACGCCUUUAUCUUCUUCUUUUUUUCAAACCCCGAUUCUAGUCAAAGGUUGUAUUCUUCCUGAUGUUUUUAGUGUGUGUGAAUUUGAGAUAUAAAAGGGUGAAAGUGGUUGUUUGAAGUUUUUUGAUAUUGUGAUGAUGGAUGGUUCUCAAGGAGGUUCAAGUUCAUCACCGCCUUUUCUUACCAAAACAUAUGAAAUGGUAGAUGACCCUUUGACCGAUCACAUUGUUUCUUGGAGUCAUACGGGAAAUAGUUUUGUUGUCUGGAAUCCACCGGAAUUCGCUAGUGAAUUGCUUCCAAAGUACUUCAAGCACAACAAUUUCUCCAGUUUUGUUCGACAGCUCAAUACAUAUGGUUUUAGAAAGAUAGACCCCGACCAAUGGGAGUUUGCAAACGAUGAAUUUAUAAAAGGACAAAGACACCUUCUAAAGAAUAUUCACAGGCGGAAACCGAUCCAUAGCCAUUCAAUGCCGCCUCAAGGAAGCUCUUCAACUCCACUAUCUGCUUCAGAAAAACAGGAAUAUGAAGAUGAAAUCAAUAAAUUAAAACGUGAAACAGGUUCUCUUCGUCUUCAACUUCAGACCCACAAACUGGAAAAUCAAGUAAACGAACAAAAUUUAAACGAACGCCUAAAGAACAUACAAUCAAAACAGAGGAAAAUGGUGUUAUUCCUUGCUGAAAUAUUAGAAAAAUCCAGCAUUUCAUCAUCGAGGCUGCAACACUUGGAAUCGAACAGCAGAAAGAGAAGGUUGUUUAUAUCCACUUACUUGCACGAUGAAGCAAAUGCAGAUGAAAACGAGAAUCUAGACACCCAUGCCUUGAUAACCAAAUUGGAUUCAUCUUUGAAAUUCUGGGUGGAUUUCAUGAACGAUGUUAAAACUUCAGGCGAAGAAACAUAUGAUUCUGGUUCAAGAUUGGAUCAUCCAUCCCCAGAUUUGAAUCACGCAGACAGCCCUACCAUAUCGUUGGUUUACAUGAAUCAAGAUUCUCGGGUAAAAUCAUCAGGAAUCGAUGUGAAUGCAGAACCUGUUACAGCCACUGAUGGUGAUAGCACACCACCGGCGCCACCAGUGCAAACAGGAGCAAACGAUGUUUUCUGGGAACAGUUUUUGACAGAAACACCAGGAGGUGGUGAUAACACACAGGAAGUUCAGUCUGAGAGACGAGAUGUAAUUAGGCCUUUGUGGAAUACUAAUACCAGUAUAAAUAAAAUCACGGAACAGAUGGGGAAUCUGAGUCCUACUGGUAAGCUGGAUGUUCGAUGACUUUAACAUUUCAAGGAGGAUUUCUGGUUUAAACGCAAGAUUAUGGUGCAGCUUGCUUAUGCUACACGACAUCUCUUGUGAUAUUCGUCAAACGUUGGUUAGUUAGUAGUUUGUAUUAUAUUUACGGGGGGAUUUGGUUUACAGUUUUGUCUUGUUUACGAAUUACAAUAGUGUUAACAGUUAAUUUCAUUAUCUGAUAGAAGUGUUUUAGCAUUACAAUAUUACUUCAAAUGAACAUGGAAUUCUGUAAAGGUGCCUUUUGACAUAUUGGUUGGUCUUUGUAACUUUUUGGUUAUGUUUUUUA
Erigeron canadensis is the source of this 1685-nucleotide messenger RNA. Its product is annotated as heat stress transcription factor A-4c-like. The record is from RefSeq and is a predicted model, not a curated record. Gene Ontology annotation, molecular function: RNA polymerase II cis-regulatory region sequence-specific DNA binding; DNA-binding transcription factor activity. NCBI's taxonomy places the organism in Eukaryota, Viridiplantae, Streptophyta, Magnoliopsida, Asterales, Asteraceae. Gene Ontology annotation, cellular component: nucleus. Bases 251 to 1381 code for a protein of 376 amino acids. Gene Ontology annotation, biological process: regulation of transcription by RNA polymerase II. The transcript has 3 exons.